AUGGAUUCCCCUAAUCUCUCUCUCCUUUUAUUUUUACGGAUAAGCACCUUUUCCUGUUCCCUCCAUCAGUCCAUACCGUUACAAAACCCCUACCUAAUAAAAUCUUUCUCCUCCUCCUUCUUCUUCUCCUUUUCUUUCUUCCGAAUGAUGAAAAUGAAAGAGAUGAACAACAACAACAGCAACAACGACAGCGACAACACCUCUUCGCUGUAUUACGAACAGUGUUUCCAUCGAUUGAAUCACAUGCCGUGGUUAUACGACAUCGAGAAACACAAAAUGUUUGCAAAAGAGAGACAGAAACAGUGGCAAGAGAAACUGAUGCAAAUGGAAACCAUAGAAAUCAAAGGAGAAGACACGUACAUCUCGGACGAGAACGUCCACAUCUUCGCGGAACGAGGAAGAAAAGUAGUCAUUGAGAAUAACUGUCGAAUAGCGAGCGGAUGUUUCAUUCACGGUCCUUGUGUUCUGGAAGAAAACGUGGGUUUGAACCAAUCGGUUCACAUGGACGGUGGUAGCGGCAAAGGCAUUCACAUCGGAUGCGAUACGAGAAUAGGCCCAUCGACUUCUAUUUUCGCGUUUAACCAUAGCUUUGACGAUUUAACGACACCUGUCCGGCUACAAAAAGUUAAAUCAAAGGGAGUAACCAUAGGGAGGGACGUUUGGAUUGGCGCGAAUGUUUCAAUCGUCGACGGCGUUACGAUUGGUUCCCACGCUGUCGUAGGUAUCGCGUCCGUAGUUACGAAAGAUAUUCCGGAAUACGAAAUAUGGGCGGGCAAUCCAGCAAAGAAAAUAGGAAAAAGAGGUGAUUAA
Bathycoccus prasinos is the source of this 810-nucleotide messenger RNA. RefSeq names its product hexapaptide repeat-containing transferase. The record is from RefSeq and is a predicted model, not a curated record. The transcript has a single exon. Bases 1 to 810 code for a protein of 269 amino acids. Lineage: Eukaryota; Viridiplantae; Chlorophyta; Mamiellophyceae; Mamiellales; Bathycoccaceae. Gene Ontology annotation, molecular function: transferase activity.